CCGGACCCUCCGGCGGCGGCGGCGGCGUCUGGGGGAGGGCAGCGGCCGCUUGGCUUUGGCGGACCCGCCGCCCCCCUCACAGCCGUCGCCAUGUGCGAGCCCAGCAAGCAGGACAUCGCCGCUGUCUUCAAGCGGCUCCGCUCCGUACCCACCAACAAGGUAUGUUUUGACUGUGGAGCAAAGAACCCGAGCUGGGCAAGCAUAACCUAUGGAGUUUUCCUCUGUAUUGAUUGUUCAGGGACGCAUCGAUCACUUGGUGUUCAUUUGAGUUUCAUCCGAUCUACAGAACUGGAUUCCAAUUGGUCUUGGUUUCAGCUGAGAUGCAUGCAAGUUGGAGGAAAUGCGAAUGCUUUUGCUUUUUUCCAUCAACAUGGAUGCACAACAAAUGAUACCAAUGCAAAGUAUAACAGUCGUGGUGCUCAGCUGUACAAGGAGAAGAUUAAAUCUCUUGCAACACAGGCAACAAGAAAGCAUGGUACUGAUCUGUGGACAGAUGGAUGUGGAACGCCACCUGUGUCACCUCAAAACAAAGAGGAAGAUUUUUUUGCAUCCCAUGUUUCUCCCAAGGCAAAGAAUACAGACUGGGUGUUAUCAGAGCCAGUUUCUGUACAGAAGAAUACUUCAGAAAAUAUUCCAGAAUGCCAUGAAGGACCAGAACAUGGACCAAGUGUUGAUUGCCUUAGUGUAUCACCAAAAGCUGCAUUAGAGAACACCACCUUCAUAAAAAAGAAGCCAAAUCAAGCUAAAAAGGGGCUCGGUGCCAAAAAAGGUGGUUUGGGGGCACAAAAAGUGAGCAGCCAAAGCUUUAAUGAGAUUGAAAAACAGGCACAAGCUGUAGAUAAAAUGAAGGAACAAGAGGAUCUUCAUAGCAGUAAGACAACGGAGAAGGAAACGCCACUCGUGUCAUCUUUGCGGUUGGCCUACAGAGAUCUUGAUAUUAAAACAAAAGAAGACAAGUUAAAUCUAUCUGGUAAGAAGAAAAGUGAAUUGGAGAGACUUGGCAUGGGGUUUGGCAGCAACAGAAGUGGCAUUUCGCACUCAGUCACCUCAAAUAUGCAAACAAUAGAGCAGGAAACGCCUGCAAUUACAAAGCCGAAGAAAAAAUACACCGAUGAUGUAGAUGACUUGUAUUUCUCUUCUAGUUCACGGUACUAUGAUUCUUCAGAUUUGAGGAGCAGUGCUUUCUCUAAAUGGGAUGACACUACAGAUUCUUUUUGGAAGAAAGAAAAUAACAAUAGAGAUGUUGAUGUAAUGUUAACUUCAAAAAGUACAGGAUUUUCAGACAGGCCUACAUCUCAUCGUAAGCCUGAAUAUGAACUAUCUUCAAACACAGAUGAAGCACAAAAAAAAUUUGGCAACGUGAAAGCAAUUUCAUCAGACAUGUAUUUUGGAAGGCAAGAUCAUGCCGAUUAUGAAGCACGGGCUCGACUAGAAAGACUUUCUGGAAGCUCAUGUAUAAGUUCAGCUGACUUGUUUGAAAAUCAGAAAAAACAACCAACAGGAAGCUACAAUAUUUCAAAUGUCUUGCCUUCAGCUCCUGAUAUAGCUCAGUUUAAACAAGGAGUGAAAUCUGUGGCUGGAAAACUUUCUGUACUUGCUAAUGGGGUCAUGACAUCUAUACAGGAUCGAUAUGGUUCAUAACAUCUUUGGUAUCGACUUAAUUAAGUACGUUUAAAGAAGGAUUUCUCUUCAGAUAUACAAGUAAUCACACUGCUGAUUCAAAUGAAGAUUGCCUUAAGACUGUUGAUAUUUUCAUUUUUUCCAGCAUAUUUGUUUACUUGUGCAGCUUUCUGGGUCAGCCUCUCCUUACUGCUCUUUCAUCUUUACAGAGCAGAAAUCUUGUUACAUUGCAUAUGUACGCCCGACGCCUUACAGUCUUGUAUUUCUUAGUGACCUUAAUGUUAGAUGUUGGAAGUUUAUUUUAUUACUGAUUUUAGCUGUGAGGCAGGAAGGAGAAAGAAGGAUGAACCAUACAUUGGUAAUGAGGCUUCCCAAUAGAAACCUCUGUACAGUUGCAUCCUUAGUCACCAGACAUUACUUGUUUUAUGACGGUUUUAUGAGCUAUGGAGAAGAAAAAUUAAGCAUAUGCUGAGGUGGUAUUUAGUGGACUGUAGCAAAAUAUAGAACUAAGUUAAACCUGCGCUUAUCAGGAAGUAGAAGCUCUUGCAGUCGUAAGUUGAUGUGCAUUAAAAUAAUGGGGGAUUAGUGUUUUAAAACAAUAUUCCUGCUAGAAAAUUAUGUGCAUAGAUGUGAGGUAUGGAGAUGACCAGACAUGUGGUAUAUUGAAUAGUGGAUUUCAUCUUGUCAUGGGAGCAAUCUAUUUAUUCAUAGUUUUAAAAGUUGCAAAAAAAUUGCAAUAUAGAAUCCUUAAGUGCUUUUUGAAAACCUGCAUUAUGUACAAAUCGGAAAAAAAAUAAAGGGCCUAAUAGAGCAGUUAAUUAAAUACUUGUUAAAAAUGUUUUGAACAAUCUUUGGUUUUUUGCUAAAUUAUGAAAUAUUGAAUGAAGAAAUAUAGUAGGACUGUGUUUUAGACAGUCUAGAAUUUAUCAUUGAUGAUAUCCUGUAUAAAAACAGUUAUGACAAGGAAUAAAAAACCUCCCAAGCAAAAAUUAGCUCAAGUUAAUUCUGUUCUGUAACUUUAUUUCUUGAUUCAAAUUUGUAAAUUGCUGAUACCUAAUAAAAGCAAUUGAUAUAAACUCAUUUUUUAAUUAAA
Messenger RNA from Calidris pugnax (ruff), 2713 nucleotides. It is a transcript of the gene ARFGAP3, whose product is annotated as ADP ribosylation factor GTPase activating protein 3. The transcript has 16 exons. Bases 91 to 1641 code for a protein of 516 amino acids. Gene Ontology annotation, molecular function: GTPase activator activity. NCBI's taxonomy places the organism in Eukaryota, Metazoa, Chordata, Aves, Charadriiformes, Scolopacidae. Gene Ontology annotation, biological process: COPI coating of Golgi vesicle. The record is from RefSeq and is a predicted model, not a curated record.